Aplysia californica (California sea hare) is the source of this 213-nucleotide messenger RNA. Its product is annotated as caveolin-1. Gene Ontology annotation, biological process: caveola assembly. The record is from RefSeq and is a predicted model, not a curated record. Gene Ontology annotation, molecular function: molecular adaptor activity. Gene Ontology annotation, cellular component: caveola. NCBI's taxonomy places the organism in Eukaryota, Metazoa, Mollusca, Gastropoda, Aplysiida, Aplysiidae.
GUGACAUUUGAGGAGAUAUUCGCCGAACCUCACCCUACUGUGUACUCUUUCGACGGUGUCUGGACCACCAGUUACAAGGUGUUCACCAACACGAAGCUGUGGUGUUACCGUAUCAGCACACUGCUCUGUGCUGUUCCUCUCUCCGUUUUCUGGGGAAUCUACUUCGCCCUUCUAGCAUGCUGUACCAUCUGGUGUUGUCGGCCCUGUAUCAAG